Molecule: messenger RNA, 777 nt
Organism: Microsporum canis CBS 113480
Lineage: Eukaryota; Fungi; Ascomycota; Eurotiomycetes; Onygenales; Arthrodermataceae
Exons: 2
Coding region: 1-777 (258 amino acids)
Source: RefSeq, a predicted model, not a curated record
AUGUCGCGGUCUGCGUCUGAUGCAACCCGGUUUACUGCUACCGGACCGUACGCCUACUCGAAAUCGUCCAUGUCUUCUCCCCCUUCGUCGAAAUGGUCCGGCCUAAAGGUCAGGUCCUCGCAGCCGUCACAAUCUUCCGGCCAGGGGGCGCAGGAGACCCCGAGAGAAAAAGUCGAACGGCUACGUGCCCAGGCUCGCGCCAAUCGCAUUGCAAAGUCGUUUUCCCCAAUGGAUCGGAUAGUAAACAGUGGCAGGACGUGGGCGGAUCGCUUUCACAGGGCGGCGGUUUUCUCGCUCAUAGCUGCUUCCGGAAUUGCUGGAGUCCUUACUGUUUAUUCGAUGACGUCGUUAAUCAUGCACAAUCGGCGGCAGCGAGAUCUAUUUAUCGAGAAGGAACUGGAGACUCUCCUAGAGGCUAGAAAAGCAUAUGUCGCCGGAACUGCUACGGAACAGCAGAUCGAGCUGCUACGGAAGGAGAAGGCCGCGGAUGAAGAGAAGCGGGCACGAGAUGAAUUGAAGAAGCAGACCAUGUUUUAUAAGGCCCGGAGCUGGCUCUUCGACGGCCCGGGAGCCGUGAAAGCCACUAGUUCAGACGCCGAAUCCCCAGCUCAGUCGUCAGAGAUACCCGAUUUAAACGCUGCCCAGGCCGCGGUACCGGCCGCUCUACCGGCGGACUCUCACCCAGCCGGUGAGAGCCAGGGGAGCGAAACUGCCAACUCUAAAGCUUCGAGCUCGAGUUGGUCUAGUUGGACGAGCUGGGGGAGUACCGGUAAAUAA